GGAGGGAGAGAGAGAGAGAGGGAGGGAGGUUUCUCGUCAGUGAUCUGCAGAGUCAGUGUUCACAUGCAAACCGGAGCGAACACACACUUUUCAAAUCCCCUGUGGGUUUCUGUUAGAACGACGCGUCGGACGCACAGACCUGACCCUGGAACAGUUAUCAUUUUUAGGGCAUGAAUGAUUUGCUCCGAGGAAGGAGGGAUGAACACUAAAGUCGCUGUUUUUCCAUCUGUGCACCCGUGGAGUAAAGACUCUGCUGCUCCUGCAUGGAUCUUACCUUCACUCCUCCCUGUGCAAAACUCCUCCCUUCCACCCAGUGAGAAAAUGUUCUCUGCUGAACCCGACCCGUCCCUGGACCCUGGGCAGCCGGAGGCCCAGAUGGACUUCUUCCUCAAGCUGGGAUACUCCACGGCACAGGUGCGGUCCGUUCAGCAGAAGUUCGGCCCCAACAUAGACACAGAUAAGGUUCUGGGCGAGCUGAUGAAGAUCGGUGUCAGUCAGGAGGCCAAGCAGGUGCCGCUGACCAUGAUGUCGGUGGUGCUGCCCAGGGGGGACCCCCAAGCCGGGGGCCCCACGCUGCAGCUGCCUGUCACUGUGUCGACUCCUCCGACCAGGGAGGAGAGCAGCGAGGAUGAAGACGCCCUGAGACCCAUCGUGAUCGACGGCAGCAACGUGGCCAUGAGCCAUGGGAACAAGGAAGUCUUCUCGUGUCUGGGAAUCCAGUUGGCUGUGAACUUCUUCCUGGACCGAGGACACACCAACGUCACCGUGUUUGUUCCCUUGUGGAGGAAGGAGCAGCCGAGGCCAGAUGUUCCCAUCGCAGAUCAGCACAUCCUGCUCGACCUGGAGAGGAGGAAGAUCCUGGUGUUCACGCCGUCGCGGCGCGUCGCGGGGAAGCGAGUGGUCUGUAACGACGACUGCUUCAUCGUGAAGCUGGGCUACGAGUCCGACGGCAUCAUCGUGUCCAACGACAUGUACCGGGACCUUCAGGGGGACAAACCCGAGUGGAAGCGCUUCAUCGAGGACAGGCUGCUCAUGUACUCCUUCGUUAAUAACAAGUUCAUGCCACCUGAUGAUCCUCUAGGCCGCUAUGGACCAACUCUGGAGAACUUCCUGAGAAGGUUUCCUAAGACGCAGAAAAAACUCCCGUGCCCUUAUGGAAAGAAAUGCACUUAUGGAAUCAAAUGUAAAUUCCACCAUCCUGAGCGAGCCAAACAGUCCAAUCGCCUGGUGGCCGAUGAGAUUCGGGAAAACGCCAAGCUCCCUUCAGCCGCUCAGAAGCAGUCCUCCGCUGGUUCCAGUCCGGUCCCUGGACAGAGCCUGUUGCUGGUGGAGGACAUGGCCAGGAAACUGAGUCUGGGACACGAGAGCGUCUCCGUGAAGAAAGAUCACAAAACCGAACACGUAUCUCAGGUGAAGACGAGUCACCGCUCCGGCAAGAAGGCGAAUUGCAGGAAAGAAAAGAGCAGCUUCCACUCGUCCUCUGACCACGGAUCAGUGCGUGAGUCUCCAGAGCCGCUGGACUCUGGGUUAGGCUCCAUCGACAGUCAGCCCGUGGAGGCCCCCUGGAUUAAUGAUUACCAGUACGGGGCGACGUACAGGAGCAUCCAGCAUGUCCACAGUGUCCGACAGCAGUGCUGCCCUCCAGCCCCGUGCAGCUGCUCACACGCUCCUCCCUCUCGGGGGAGCGCACCAGCUUUCCAGCACCACAGCCACCAUCAUAGCCUCGGGCCCGUCAGCAGCCACGGCUCGGAUAUCACCCCGUACGGCCAGCAUCAUUACCAGGGCUACAGUGCGUACCCGGUCAGCGCGCCUGCUGCAUACAGUCAGCCGGCGGAUUACCAGCACAGCAGAGUCCACCACCGACAGCAGCAGCAGACGUACUGGUCCGAUCCGUUUGGGGGUCAUACUCCAGUGGCCCACCGCCUGCAGGGGGAGCACUCCCAGUGGGAGCCCCCUCAGGCGACCCAACCCAGCAGAGAGGAGCGAGAGGUCGUUCGCAAGAAGCUCCUGGCCAUCUUCAGCGCCCACCUGGUGGACACGGCCAUGGAGAUGUUCCCUCAGUCCAUGGAUCCACAGAUGCUUGUCGCUGAGAUCCUCCGGCUGCAGAGUCAGAACCGGCCCCUGAGAUGAGCCCGUCCGGCCUGAACACACGUCUUUCAGUGCAAAGACUUAAACAGCUGCAGAAAUUGUGAUAAACAUGAGUUUCUGUAUUUUUGUAUUGUGGUAUCCACCUUGCUAUAAAUAGUUUUUUUUGCAGUAUGCAGUUGAUACAAAUUGUAUCUUUAAUUAAAAUGUACAAAGAAAAGUGGAUUUUAUGGCAACUUGUUGGGGCUAACAGGGGGUAGCACCCUGAUACUCCCACUCAAUGUCCACUUUAUUAGGUACACCUGGACUGUCGAAUUCAUCCAGUCCACCUCCUGCUCUAUCUAGGACCUCAAUGAUAAAAGUAUAGUCGAACUUGCUUAGAACCGUUGUAUUGGUCUAUCACAGUGUACCUAUUAAACUGGCCACUGAGUGUAUCGAGUGGCCUGGAUGAGAUGAAUGUAAAGAUGUGUUUGUGUCAUAUUGGCACCGUUCAGCAUUUAUGCUCUCACAGCCGAUUGGCCAACGCCUCAGUUAAUGUGUCAUGGUGAAAUAAUAAUAAUGACCUCUUACUGUGAUUCACAAUUAUUAUUAUUAAAUCUCACAGAUGAUGAGAUUUAAAUCUGCUGUUUUAAUGCUUUCUAUUCUCUGCUCAGUGUAUUUCUGCCGGGGUCUGAACUAGCUGUAGAUACUCGAGUGUCGGCACUGGGCAGAUUUUAUAGUUUACUUUUCUUUGACAUAGAUCAUGAGAAAAUACAUGUUUCAUAACAGUUUGUCAGUUGCUUGUCAGUUAGACACAGACGUACAGUGGGUUAUUUAUAGUCACAAUAAUAAGCCACAAAUUGACUUAAUGGUUAUUGAAAAUGACAAACAUGGAUCGCUUUAAUUUCAAUGACAAUGAUGAAUU
Molecule: messenger RNA, 2989 nt
Organism: Platichthys flesus (European flounder)
Lineage: Eukaryota; Metazoa; Chordata; Actinopteri; Pleuronectiformes; Pleuronectidae
Gene: zc3h12ab
Product: zinc finger CCCH-type containing 12Ab
Exons: 6
Coding region: 175-2130 (651 amino acids)
Biological process (GO): 3'-UTR-mediated mRNA destabilization; nuclear-transcribed mRNA catabolic process, RNase MRP-dependent
Cellular component (GO): cytoplasmic ribonucleoprotein granule; nucleus
Molecular function (GO): mRNA binding; metal ion binding; RNA endonuclease activity
Source: RefSeq, a predicted model, not a curated record